Scophthalmus maximus (turbot) is the source of this 5278-nucleotide messenger RNA. It is a transcript of the gene ccdc88b, whose product is annotated as coiled-coil domain containing 88B. The record is from RefSeq and is a predicted model, not a curated record. The transcript has 28 exons. Gene Ontology annotation, biological process: cytoskeleton-dependent intracellular transport; cytoplasmic microtubule organization. Gene Ontology annotation, molecular function: microtubule binding; dynein light intermediate chain binding. Lineage: Eukaryota; Metazoa; Chordata; Actinopteri; Pleuronectiformes; Scophthalmidae. Gene Ontology annotation, cellular component: cytoplasm; centrosome. Bases 183 to 5117 code for a protein of 1644 amino acids.
CACACAGAGAGAGAGGAAGAGACAGCGAGGUGCAGGAGGGAGGGGAAGGGCUGCACGAAUGUCACAGUACUUGACGCGAGAUGGAUUCCCUCUCUUUGAACCAUUACUCAGACAGAUGAUAUAUAUAUAUAUAUUUUAAUUAGAUAUAUCCAGUAGUCUUUCAUCAUUCUCGUGAUACAACAAUGGACGCCAACAUUAUGGACAUAAUAGAGGAAUUCAUGGAGAGUGCGUUGGCGCAAUGGGCUCAGCUGUUUGAGAAAAUGGUUGAGAGGGAGGACGGCGUCCCGCUCUACAGUCAGUACAUGGAAGUGAACUCAAUUUCCCAGAGUACCCAGGAUCGGUACCUCAGGCUGACCAAUGGGAUUUUUCUCAAUGAGGUCAUGAGGGUCAUAGACCCAAACCCGAAAACGGAGCGGCUUUACGACAGUGGGAGAGAUGACCACAUGCUGAGAGUGCAGAACUUCUCUAUUUUAAAUCGACACCUCAGAGCCUUCUACCAGGAAGACCUGCAACAGUUGAUACUGAUGUCUCUUCCAAAUGUCGCCAUCCUGGGGCAGGACCCCCUAACAGAGGCAGCAGUGGAAGAGCUCAGGCGACUGCUGCUCCUCUUACUGGGAUGUGCAGUGCAGUGUGAGAACAAGGAGAUGUUCAUUCAGCAGAUCCAGUCUCUGGACAUUGAGACCCAGGCGGCCAUUGCCAGCUGUAUUCAGCAGGUGACUCAGGAUCCUCGCAUGGUGCUGCCGCUGCAGUGGGAGGAGCUGGUGGAGGUGGAAGGUGCAGACUUACCACUGGUGUUCAGCUCCAUGGCCAAACACAUCCAAAGCCUGCUCGCACAGAGAGACUCACACCUGGAGAGGAUAGCAGAGCUGAAUCGGGAGCGGGAGGCGCAGGCUGACUCAACCACGGCGCCCCUGGACAGUCACAGCGACGGGCCACCCCAAGGUCUGGCACUCCAGCUGGCAGAUAACAAGGCCAAACUCCGCCGCCUUAAACAGCAACUGGAAGAUAAAGGUGAUCAGAUAUUGGAUUACAAUCAGGAGAUCCAAACCAUGGAGGAACAGCUCAAGAAACUUCAGAAAGAGAACCGCUCUCUGCAGGGUGAGGUGAGAGGGAUGCGUGCAUUGCGGGAUGAGCUGGACUGUGCCCGAGAGCGAGCUACACGGGCCGAGCAGCUCCAGAGUGAACUUCAAAGUUGUAAACACAAAAUGCGCAGCCUGGAGCUCACACGCACUCAACUGAAGGAGCAGCAGCAGCUGUGUGCAGCCCUGCAGGAGACCAAAGCUCUCCUGGAAGAGCAGCUGGCGGGUGCCCGGGCCCGUUGUUCCUCCUUAAGGGAGCUGGAGAGGGACAAUCUUCUGUUUCGUCAGAAGAUCAUGGACGUCGAAGCGGAGCGGGACACGGAGAGGCAGCGAGUUGACGAGCUGUUGGAGAUGAACAUGAGCCUUGAGGUAGACCUGAGGCACUACAGCAGCGGCGGAGGUGGCAGUGUUCCCGCUUCGGUCGCUGCGGUUCACCAACGUUUCCUCCAAUCAGAACUGGACUCUGACGAGGAGCUGAGCAAACUGAUUGAUCAUAAGCCACUGAGUGUGGAAGUGGGUGAGGCUUCAACGCUGAGGCUGCUUGGAGCAGAGCAGGAGAACGCAGAGCUGAGGAGACGACUGGAGGAGAUUCAGGCACAGCAGGAGGUUAGGACGGAGGUUCAGAAGGCUGUUUCUCCACAUACAAAGGAUGAGCUCGCCGGCCUGGAGGUGGAGCAUCGGAAAAUGCUCACAGAGUUUCAAAACUUGAAGAAUGAAAAUGCCACACUGAAGCAACACCUAGAACAGCGCGUGACCAAAUGGCAACACCUGGAAAACAAGAUGUCGGAGGCAAUGAAAAACCAAGACAGACAAAAGGAGGAGAGUGGGGAGAGAGGAGUCCAGGGCUCUGAAUCCUGCCGGGGAGAGGGGGAAGGAAGAGUGAGGCUGAUGGAGAGGAGGGAGCGAAGAGAAGAACUCAUUGGGACCCUGAGGGAAGCAGGAGUGGGUGAGGAGUUUCUCCACGUUCAAGAGGGAAAAGGUGAACUAUGUGAUGAGGCGAUCGAGCCCAAAAGGAGGGGAGAGGCUGAGGGAGGGCAGGAAGAAAGGGAGAGACGGGAGAGAGAAAAUGGACUAAAGACAGACCAGCUUGCAUCAACAGCAAGCUCAGAGAUCCAGAAGCAUCCAAAAAGCAAGGAAGAGAACACAGAGACCACAGCUGCAGACCAGGCUGUGUGCUGCUUGCCUGCACCAGAUGUUGAGCUUCUGACAACCCGUCUCCUGGAGGCCCAGGAGGAGGCUGACAGGCAGGCAACUGUGGCCCAGGACCUGCUCUCCAAGCUGGGAGAGCAGAGCAAGAGAACCUGGGAGGCUGAGCAGAGGCUGGUGGUCCUGGAGGCUGAGCUGCAGCGCCUGAAGAAAGCAGCUGAGAGUCUGGGAGAGGCCCGCAGGCAGAUGGAGGUGCUUCAGUCUGAGGGUCUGGCCAUGGAGGAGGAGCUGUGCCGGCUGCGGAGCCAAGCAGAGCUUCACAGGAUGCAGACCACGGUCAUCGCCACCCUGGAGGGAGAGCGGGCCGCACUGGAGAGAGACAAGGAGGCGCUACGCAGCACAGUGGACGCCCUGCGCACCGCCCAGCGCAAGAGCGACCAGUUAGAGCUCACCACCCAGACUCUCAAAGCAGAGCUGGAACGCCAGGGACGCAGUUUGGAGAGUUCUCGUCGUCGGGAGGAGCAGCUGGAGGCAGAGCUCCGCGAGGCCACACUGGAGGCCGAAUCUCUGGCCAGAGCGCGAGACCAGGCGCUGCUGGAGGCCUCGCGGCUGGAGCAGGAGAAAGAGGUGUGUCAAGCGGAGCUGGAUGGCCAGCGGAAGGAGGGGAGGCAGAGAGACAGGGAGGCAGCGAGACUGAGGCAGCAGCUGGAGAGCACGACCCUGGCCCUGGAGCACAGCAACCAGAGAGUUCGGGCUCUGGACGCUGAACACAGACGCGUGCGUCAGCAGCUGUCUGAGUCGACGGAGCUCUGCACUCAACUGCAAGACCAGGAGAAAGACCUCAGCACUCGAUUAACCAGCAUGGAGGAGGGUGAACAGCAGCUGCAGGAGCUGUGCACAGACGCUCAGGCCAAGAUUAGCUCACUGUCCCAGGACCUUUCCAAUGAGCAUGCACGUUCACAGGGACUGUCCACCGAAGUUGAACGUCUCAGCCAGAAACUACAAAAAGCCAAAGCUGAACAAAAGGUGGCUACAGAUUCUCUCAACCAGUCACAGGAGAGAAUAGAGUGCCUCUCCCGGUGCCUUAAAGAGAGUGAAUCUCUUCUCCAGCUGGAAAAGCGAAGACCAAGUAUGGAUCAGGACACUAUGUCUAAUUCAAAUUCAGAGUCAUCAAACAAAGCGCACCUUUGUCAGACACACACCCAGGAGACGUCACGUCUGGAUCAAUCCUCUGAAGCCAGCGAAGGUCUUGACCUUUCCACGACUCAAGAUUAUGCCGCAGGAGAGACAGAGAGGCAAAUGAGUGAGAGGUUGACAGAGCUGGAAAAGGAGAAAGUAGUGGCGGCUGCAGGGCAGGAGGCCUUGAUGUCCCGUCUGUCCCAGUCCCAGGAGAUGUGUGAGCAGCUCAAGGAGCAGCUGGAGGCUGUGCACCGUCACUCCCUCAGCCUGCAGGAGUCCUGCACCAGACUGCAGACGCUCAACACACAGCUACAGAUGGACCAGGCAUCACUGAGCUCCCAGCAUUCGGCCGUGCUAGGGCGCUGCAGUGAGGGCGAGGCUCGCCGUGCGACUCUGGAGGCCGAGGCGAAGGUGUGGGCGCGGGAGCGGGAGGAGUCAGUGGCAAGGAUGGAGGCUCUGAGGCGGGAUCACGAGCGGAUGACGGCGCUGCAGCAGCGGCAGGAGGUGGAGCUGGAGGAGCUGCUGGACAAGCACUCUCAACUGCGGAGCAAUAACCGCAGCCUGGAGGCCCAGCACAGGGAGCUGGAGGCCAGGUACAAAGAGUUCCUGGACGGUAAAACCCAGAUAGAGGAGAGGGAGCGUGAGAUGAAGAUGGAGCGAGAGGAAAUGGAGGCAGAGGCCCAGAGAAGACUGGAGCGAGAGCGAGAGCUGGAGAGGCUGAAAGACGACAAUGAGAGGCUGCAGGCCCACCAGAAGGAGUGGUUGGCAUCGCAGGCGGAGCUGUUGGCUCAGGGCUCGGUGCUGAGGGGGGAGCUGAGCGCCUCUCAGCUGGAGCGGACUCGACUGGAGGGUGAGCUCAGCGCUCUGAGGGAAACCAACCAGAGCCUGGACCUCAGCAACGCCCGCCUCACCAGCCAGUACCAGCUGUUGACCCAGCUGAAGGGGAACAUGGAGGAGGAGAACCGACAGUUAGCAGAGCAGAACCAGGGCCUGCUGAAGGAGAACUGGGCCUUAAUGGAGCAGAGCCUGGAGCGCCGUGACCAGCACUAUUCACAGCAGAAAGAGCACCAGGAGAAGUUGAGCGAGCUCCGUCGGGAGAAGCAGAAGUUGGUGGAGAAGAUAAUGGAUCAGUACAGAGUCCUUGAGCCAAGCAUGCAACCUCCGACCAUGAAGGCCAAGAAAUCUAACUGGAUUGCAGACAGGAUGAAGAAGCUAAUCAAACCCCGUGGAGGAGGCAGGGACGGACGUGCCCUCUUCACCGCCGCGGGCAGCGUGGAAAACCUGGCCGACAGCACUGAAUUCACAUCAGACACACACACACCUCAGCCUGAUCCCCGCAGUGCUCCGGUCUCUCCCUCUCCCUUGAGAAAAGAUCCGUCCGAGACAGAACCAGACAUUUCGGUUCCCGGGACUCCAGCCUUUCGUUCCGGCUCUGGGGGCCGUCGUAAAUUGGGAUCCCGUCACGGCUGGGGGUUGGGCUUAACCAGAGGAGGCUCUGGAGCUUCCCAGUCUUUCAGUCCUGGUGACAACAAGACACCUCCCCGCCAGCGCCUGUGCUCCAGCCAGAACACCUCAGCCGUCCUCUGGGAGAAAGAGAGAGGCGAAAAAAAGGCGUCUCAGGCAGCAGACGCACCGUUGACCGGUCAGGAGAGUAUCGAGGAGGAUGAAGGGAAAGACAGUCAACACUCCAGUGACGACACCUCCACGACCUGAGAAAGACCUGCAGUCGAGUUUCAAUUAAAAAGACAAAUGUUUUAUAUUGUGCCUCCAGAAAACUGUUUUGAUAAAGCUUUUUGUAUGUCUAGACUAUUUUAAGUGCAAGAUCCUUGUAGUAUUUUUGAAUAUAUGAAUUAAUAAAUCCAUGAUUCCCAGUG